Molecule: messenger RNA, 1975 nt
Organism: Alnus glutinosa
Lineage: Eukaryota; Viridiplantae; Streptophyta; Magnoliopsida; Fagales; Betulaceae
Exons: 2
Coding region: 187-1749 (520 amino acids)
Source: RefSeq, a predicted model, not a curated record
UCUGUCUGACUGGAUCCAGUUACUAUUCACUCUCACGCCUCACACACGAAUAAGCUUCGUCCCAGUCUCUCAGCCCUCCCCUUCCCACUGCACUCUGACUCCCUCGCUUUGCUUCUUCAGGGCAGGUGGUUAGAUUGAUAUCUUCUUAGAGAGAAGAUAAGGGCAGGGGUUUUAGGGAAGUCCAUCAUGUUCCGAUCCCCAAGCAGAAACAACAGAUCCAAACGCAUCAAGCUAAAGCAUGUUCUACAAAUUUGUCUCUUGCUUGGUGUGUGCUUCUGGUUAAUCUACCAAGUCAAGCACUCACAUGAUAAAAAGAAGGAAUUUGACGAGAAAGAUGCAAAAAUCUCAGUGAAGACAGAGAGUGGUGGUGUGCCUAAAUUUGGGAGGAAAGAUCUCUAUCCUCGUCCGGAAGGUGUAAAUAAGAAUGAAAAGCAUGAGGAAGAAGAGGGAGGAGAGGAAGAAGAAAAUAAGCUUGAUGAAGAAGAGCGAGAAGAAGAAAACAAUCAUGAAGUAAAAGAGCAAGAGGAAGAAGAAAAUAAGGGUGAAGAGGCAGACGAUGAGGAAAGAGGAGGUGGAGACGAUGAGAUAGAUGAAAAUGAUCAAGAGAAAUCAGAUGGGGAAGCUGAUCAUGAGGAGGAAUUUAUAGAUGAAGAGAAAGAGAGAGAGGAAGAUGAUGAGACGGAGAGUGAGGAAAAACAAAGUCAAGUAGAAAAUGAGAAUUCUUCAGAGGAUCAGGAUCAUGAUGGAGAUGAUCAGAACACUCAUGAGGCACGAGAGGAACAUUACAAGGGAGAUGAUGCUUCCAGUGCAGUGACCCAUGAUACCCAGACUAUCAUCUCUGGCAGUGAGAAAUUAAGUUCAGAAAACACUAUUGAGCAACCAGAAAUGAAUAUCUUGAAACAAGAGAACAAAUCCAAUACCACUCAGGAAAUUGAUAGUUAUGAAAGAACUUCAGAGAUAAAGGUGGGAGAAGGUGAAAUGGCUAAGAACGACACUUCUUUAAUUGAAAUUUCUGUUGAACACAAGGAUAAUGAUAGUUCUACCAACACCAUGGCCAUGGGUAGCUCAGUUACAAAUUCAACAAUGACAAACCAAUCCAAUGUUCACCCUGAAGGAAGCAAUAACACAACACUGGUGAGUAUGGAAGCAACCAAUACCUCAGCAGAAGUAAGUACCGAAGGCCACGACAUAAAAGAGGGCACUUCUGGUUCUUCCCAGCCGAAUGGAACAGUGAGUCUAUCUGAUUCAGCUCAUGCUCAAAAUACGAUGGUGAACGAGUCAGAUGCUGGAAGCGGCAUGGGCGUGCAAACCUUGGAAACAGAACAGACCAGUAACACUAGCACAGUUUCUGAGAGCAAUCAAUCUGAUGUUAAUUCAAAAUUUUCAAUUAAACUUGAAAAUGAAGACUCAGCUGCUAGAGAUUCAUCCACUUCACAAUAUAAUUCUGAGCGUGCUGCGUCGGAAAAGAUCACAACUGAAGCAGAGGAUGGCUCUGUCUCUUCAGAAUCAAAGGAGAAUAUUGAUGCUACUAACGAUAAGAAGUCGGAUAGUAACAGUGAAUCAGAUGGAAACGAUGAAAGCUCAGAGAAUUCCUAUAGAGAUGAGACUUUGGAUGCGGUUCAACAUGACCCUAUUGAUAUUUCCGAUUCCCACAUUGGCCUAGAUGAGAAAGAAGUUCGCACAGAUUUGGAUACAUUGCCAGAGAUAAGAACAGAAGGGGAUAACAGCGACGACACUGCAGCAGAGUGAGCUCUGAUAAAUGGUUGUGUUCUUGUAAGUUCUUUAAACUUUCUUAUAUGUACUCUGUCUUCGUACAACUGUUACGGUUAUUAGAGUGGUUUUCUUCACUGUUAAAAAUUGGUGUGUAGAGGAUCAACUCGGCGGGGAGCAUGUAGGCUAGUAAAUGUAAUCAACAGAUCUUAACCUGUAUAAUUUAUUUCAACCUCCCACUUUAUACCGGUGUUAUUUUUUCCUC